This is a messenger RNA of Effrenium voratum, 2394 nucleotides long. The record is from the annotation of a GenBank genome assembly. Lineage: Eukaryota; Dinophyceae; Suessiales; Symbiodiniaceae.
AAGCAGAGCGACCCCGCCGAUGCGCCGGGCGCUGCGCCGGGCGCUGCGCGCGCUAGCGCCGAGGCCGGCGAUGGCGCAGGACGCCAGCGGGCUGCUGCGCUUGGGGCAGAACGCCACGCAGAUGGCCUCCGAGCAGCUGGGAAGGCUCUCGCAGCAGGUGGGGCAGGCGGCCUCGAAGCGCGACUGCAUCUCGUGCGGGGAGGCCUACCUCUGGGCAGGCAUGCUGUCCUGUGCGGAGUGCCGUCAGCCGGUGUGCCGGGAAUGCUGGACCAGCUUCUCACUGCUGGGCCCAGCGGCUCCAAAGGAGCGCCAGGUCCACUGCAAAAGCUGCAAGGAACUCGUCAGACAGAGAGUCCGGGAGCGCAACGUCCAACUGCGACGGCAGCGGUCAGAGGCCUACCUCGCUGGUCGCCUGGAGCCCUUCGCCUACGACCCAGAGAGCAAACUAGAGACGACAGUGCGGCUCAGUGGCCAUGUGAUGACCGGCCUCAACAAAGUCUCGGGCUUCUUGCCCUGGGGCCAGGCGGCGCAGGCCAUCCGCGCCGGGUACUACGUGGUGAGGUAUGGCCCACUCAUCUUCGCGGGGAACGAGAUCCUGGAGUCCUUUCAGUUGAUCUUUGGCCUCGCCAAGAAACUGGAGAUGCCUGCCUACCACCGCCUGACCUCCCCCGACUUCUUUGGGGGCCUUUACUACAGCAUGGCCGAGCACUGGGGUGAGCGAGGCCGCGCCCCGCAGAUGGAGACGGCGCAGCAUUCACAGGGCGGCCAGGUGCCGGAAGUGGACCGGGCGCUGCUGCUGACGCUGCGGCAUUUGGUGCGCCUACUCCUCGUCUCCAAGGAGGACUCGGCCACGGACGCCCAGCGGCUGCUGCGGCAGGCGAUGCCCGGGGCGGAGCUGGUGCUGGCGGAGCUGUCCAAUAGCUCCACCAUUCCCAGCUUCUUCCUGGUCUGUGCCAGAGGUGCAAAGGCCGCGUACCUGGUGAUGCCCGGCACGCGGAACGUCGCGGACAUCGCCACGGACUCCAACGCCACGGAGGAGCCGUUCGGCGAGGGCCAGGGCCACAAGGGCAUCGUGCAGUCCGCGCGGUGGAUGGCAGAGGAGGUGGGCCCGGUGCUGCUGGACCUGCACAACGCAGGCUACCGGGUGACCAUCUUGGGCCACUCUCUGGGUGCGGGCGUGGGGGCCUUUCUGACGCUCAUGCUCCGCCCGCAGAUGCCGAACCUUUAUUGCUAUGGCUUCGGAACGCCGGCCUGCGUGGAUGAGGACUUGCUGCCUAGCUUUUUGGGGUGCAUGAUCUCAGUGGUGAACCGGGACGACUUGAUCCCCCGGCUGAGCCUGAAGUCGGUGCAGGAGCUCAUGCAGUCGGUGCUCUGCCCCGGGCAAGUGGCCAAGACGAAGGCCUGGAUGCAAGAAGACUGGCAAGCCAUCAAGGACUUGGAGCGCAUCGUGGAGCUGAGACGCCGACCCGCGCAGGAGGGCGCGCCCGCUCCCGAGGGCGAGGAGGAGAUGAAGCUGCUGCAACUGAUGGAGGCGGGGGUGGACCGGGACCGCGCGCUGCGGGCCCUGCGCGCGGAGAACGGGGACCUGAACAGCGCCAUGCUGCGGGCCACCGCCGAGGAGGUGGAAAGCCCCGCCAACGAGGCGCCGCCUUCCGCCCCGCCGGAGCCGCCCACGUCUGAUCCGGCGGCGCGGGCGCAGGCGGCCAUGAGUUGGCUGGGUGGCCGCUUGCAGGAGGCCUCGCAGCAGGUGGCACACUCGGCGCAGCAAGUGGCCGCCGGCCUGCACCGAGGAAGCCGCGAGGAGCCGCCUCCUCUUCCGCCCCCGCGGGAGCAGAACCCGUUCCUCGUCCCAGGUCAGGUGAUCCACCUCUACCGACGCAACGGCCUGGGCCGCGCCGCGCGCUGCGAGGCCACCCACGAGGCCCUCACCCACAUCGUGCCCUCCAAGGACAUGCUGACGGACCACAAGAUGCAGUCCUACGCGCGUGCGCUGCACCAGGCCUGCAUCCAGGAGCCCAAAGCGCCUGAAUGGGAGUCCUUCGAGGCGCGGGAGCUCUGCGCCUGCUGCAACGCGGACUUCAGCUGGGCCUACGUCCUGCAUAGCGAGCCCCAGAAGAUGCUCUCGAGGCAUCACUGCUUCGCCUGCGGCCGCGUUGUCUGCGAGGGCUGCUCGAGGAAGAGGCUCGCGCACGAGCACUUGGGCUUCCAGCUUCCUGUGCGGACUUGCGACAGCUGCGCCUUCGCCCAGUUCGAGGGCGCGGACGAGGCCUUGGUGGCCUUUGCCAACGAGGAGGAGGCGGCGAAGCUGGCGGCGUCGUCGUGCUGACGGCCUGACGCCCGGCACACGUAAAGCCACAGAGACAGCGUGGUUCUUUUUUUUGGUGCUACUGUGGA